CAAGCGCACAACGUCUUCCUCCUUCUCUUCUUCCUGGCCUUGAAUACCACAUACAUCGCGCGCAAGAAGCACAAGCAGAAGCUGUUUGGCCGGCGCAGCAGCAGCGUCGUGCGUCCGCGCGCAGCUCCAACGCCCCAAACAUUUGCUAGGAAGAGCAGCACGUUAAACUCAACUUAGAUGCGACCCCCAGCUCACUCUCCCCACUUGUGACCGUCAACUCAUUUCCAUUUUGUUCGUUCUACUUCCUCUUGCAUGUGGCAUCGCGAACGCUCAGCAUUGUUUCAUCUUGUUUUUAUGUCGAACGAUGCUCGCGUUCUCUGCUCUGCCGUCUGAGCCUCGUGACCAGCCACUGCGUACGCAGAAGUAAACAAGGUGACCAUACUAGCUCUCCGACAGCUCCAACUCUCGUCUUUACUGCGUGAUAAGACGUAUCGCUGGCUUGUUGCUACAAUCAGACGACGUCUUCUGCAGGUCUUCGAUAAUGUCGAGCGAAACAUCGCCCACGAGGAGGAACUCCGAGAUAUCCAGGCACGAGCAGAGCUCUGGUGGUCCUCCUGAUGUCUCGACGCCGUCCCAGAGCCAGAGCUCGAGCGCUCACUUCGGCUCCGCCAGUCAGAUGUCGGACACUCCGCGAAGGAGACCGCCCGUUCUAGGAUCCCAGGCUCAAGUCGAGGGCUACGGCACCAUCAACACGAACCCACGCUCUUCGCGGACAUCCCAGAGGCCCAAGCCAUCCCGGCGUUCGACAUCAACACACGUGCCUCACAAGGGCCAGGAAUUCUCUGUUGACGACGACGAGGACGAGGUCGACGAGGAGCUUGAGCGCAAGAGGGAGCAGGAACGCGAAGAGAGGAAGGCGGCCAGGAUUCAGUCCUUGCGCCGUCAAGCUUCUACCGUUCGACGCCGUCCUGCGGCUCAGGCACCUAACCUGGCCAAGGUUGACUCUGAGGGCGACGAGGACGGGGAAGGGGAUCGAGCUGCCCCGGCAGCCGCAUCUGCAGCGUCGGCGUCGGCGCCGACGUUGGCAUCUGGAUCGGCUCCUCCCGCAGCAGGCGACUUGCCUGUCUCGUCUGGCGAGGAAGUGACACUUCAAGGAGAAGAGUCGGCGGAUAUACUCGAUGACUGUGUCGAGGAUGAAGAGGACGAUGAAGGCGCUGUCAGUGAGGCAGAAAGCUUCACGCUAAAGGACCGUCAAGAUGCCAUCAAUGUCACGCAUCCGUUCGGUAUACGCAUUUGGAAGCCUGCUCUAUACAAGAAGGGCCGCUCGGUUCAGCGUAACGCCGAAGCUGAUAUCCACUCUACUCCAGGGGGCAAUGUCAACGCAUGGCUCUUCGUUUUUAACUACCUCUGGACUGUCUGCUUUGGCUGGUGGCUUGGCUUACUCUGCUUAGCUGGAGCAUUGCUGUGUGUGCUCGUCAGUCUCGUGUCUGAAUCCUGCAUGGCCUAUGCCGUCGUGCUCUGGGGAUUAGGCCGCUAUCUUAUCUAUCCUUUUGGCAAGUUUGUCACCCUGGUUCAAGACGAAGCGUAUGCGGAGGAGGAUGAAGGCGAGGGUCGAAGUAUCAGCGAGUAUGAGCAAUGGCAGAGUGGUGACCUGGAGGAAGGUCGCCUAUUCUUUGGCCCCGUCCAAGUCAGCCGAUCGCUUAUCGGGCGACGAAGAACGAGUGUCGAAUCCGCCAGCGAAACCCAGAGCUUAUUGGGAAGACACGGCCGCAAUGCAUCCACUGUCGCGGGUGGAUCACGUACUAAGCGCAGGAUGUUUGGUCGCGGCAAGUGGAACUUCGGUCGCAUCGUCUUCUACAUGUACUUCUACGGGCUGAUCACUCCAGCGCUUAUGCUCGUGUCGUGCAUCUGCUGGUUCUUGGUCUUCUCCAUCCCGAUGGGCAAAGUAACUCUGCUACUAUUUGAUCACCUCCGUCGGCAUCCUCUUGCUCUGUCCUUCCACGCCGCUGGCAAGGACGUCAGACACCCUGACGGUCCUCCUUCGUCCGUAUUGGUCUGCACAUACAGAGCCGCUGGCCUGAAGUAUUGGAAGUACACUAUAGACGGGACGAACAUCAUGCUCAUCAAUCUUCUAGCCAUUGUGGUAUUCACAAUCUUCGACUUUUACGUCCUGAAUGAAGCUUUGGGACUUCGGAGCCCAAUCACGGGAGAUGCGUUCAUCUUCGUCACCGCGCUUGCAUCCAUCAUGCCACUUGCCUACUUUAUCGGACAGGCGGUUGCAUCCAUUUCGGCGCAGUCGAGUAUGGGACUCGGUGCUGCGGUGAAUGCCUUCUUUUCAACGGUGGUUGAAGUGUUCCUGUACUGUGUCGCACUGAAAGAUGGGAAACAUCAGCUUGUAGAGGGCAGCAUUAUUGGGAGCAUAUUUGCCGCCAUACUGCUUCUACCAGGAUUGUCCAUGUGCUUUGGUGCGCUUAAAAGAAAGACACAGCGCUUCAAUGUCAAAUCUGCUGGCGUUACGUCUACCAUGCUUCUCUUCGCCAUGAUAGGUGCCUUUUCGCCAACCUUGUUCUACCAAAUUUACGGAAGUCAUGAAUUGAAAUGCUCCGACUGUGAUCCCGACGACAGGCGUUCAGAAGAUCGAGAUUGCCGUCGUUGCUUCUUUGCUCAAGUUCCAGCUGUGCACGACAGCUUCUAUCAGGAUGCGGUGCUUCCGUAUAUUUACUUCUCAGCUGUCACAUUGUUCCUCUCGUACAUCAUUGGAUUGUUGUUCACUCUUCGCACGCAUGCAGCUGUGAUUUGGAACACUGAGGUAGACGAGAAAAAGGGCGCCAGCAUGGAAACAAGCCAUACGUCCGCGUCAGCUGCGCACCCACAUCCUGCGUCGGAAGGACUUGACAGGCUUGGAUUGACACGGCAGACGACUGCUGGAUCCCUGGAUCGUGACGUUCGAAAUUCGGCGCUGUAUCAACGCAUUCUAGGACAGUCCUUACGGCAUGCAGGAGUUUCAUCACCCACUGCUGAUAUCCCUGGGACGGUCAAGAUGUCACGGCCAGGCCCGCCUUCGGCAGAUGGGGAGCCAACUGGUGUCAAAUCUCCGCACAUUGUCCCGCCAAAGAGCAGAGAUGGCGAGGCGCCUCCUGCCUUUCAUCUUCACGGACUUUCCGACGCAGAUAAUCGGGCCCUCAUUCGUGAAGUGGCGGAACUGGCUGCCACCGCAGCCACGGUUGCUGCUCGCGACGCCCAGACACGACAACCCCACCACCACCGCACUGGUACGGCCGGUCGACAGCAUCGUUCUGCUCACGAGCAAAGUGCUCAAGAUGCACGCAUUCAUGAGAUGGGUGGGGCGCCGGAGAUUGGCGGUCACGCGGCCUCCGGUGGGCAUGAUGCGCCGAAUUGGGGUCGCUCUAAAUCGGUCAUCAUACUGUUGGUUGCUACCCUCGCUUACGCGAUUAUCGCUGAGAUCCUCGUUGACACUGUGGAUUCUGUCCUGGACAACGUGGACAUUGACGAAAAAUUUCUUGGAAUCACCCUCUUUGCUCUUGUACCGAAUACGACCGAGUUCCUGAACGCAAUCAGUUUUGCGAUGAAUGGAAACAUUGCGCUAAGUAUGGAGAUUGGAUCGGCGUACGCGCUUCAGGUGUGCUUGCUCCAGAUUCCUGCGUUGGUGGCGUACUCGGCGAUCUGGGGUAGAUUCAUCAAUCCCGAAGACGUCAUAGAUCACACUUUUACGUUGAUAUUCCCUCAGUGGGACAUGGUCACAGUAAUCCUCUGCAUUUUCCUUCUCUCGUACAUGUACGGUGAAGGCAAGAGCAAUUAUUUCAAAGGGUCUAUUCUGAUACUCAGCUAUCUUGUUGUCGUGCUGGGCUUCUACUUUUCGAGUUAUGAGAACGGGGGAGUCGAUGCAAUGGACACGCUUGCGCUAGGGAUCAGUCCACUCAGUCCAGCUUGGAGGUCAGUCAAGCAGCACGGGUUCGAGAUGAGAGGACGCGAACUAUAAGCACAUUGUGCGACGAAUGACAGCAAGGCAUGUCAUACUUUGUAGAAUUAGGGUAAAAAUUUUGUGAGGUGUAACCCAGGGCAUGGCGCGGCGCAGAACGGAUAUAAGCUUUAUUGGGCGUAUGAUCUAAAACAGGCACUUGGGCUGACAACUCAUCGGGCUUUGAAAUUCAUUAAUAUCAUUUCUCUAUCUUGC
This is a messenger RNA of Verruconis gallopava, 4135 nucleotides long. RefSeq names its product calcium/proton exchanger. The transcript has 4 exons. Gene Ontology annotation, cellular component: endomembrane system; membrane. The coding region runs from base 482 to 3940 and encodes 1152 amino acids. Gene Ontology annotation, molecular function: calcium:proton antiporter activity. Gene Ontology annotation, biological process: calcium ion transmembrane transport; intracellular calcium ion homeostasis. Lineage: Eukaryota; Fungi; Ascomycota; Dothideomycetes; Venturiales; Sympoventuriaceae. The record is from RefSeq and is a predicted model, not a curated record.